Molecule: messenger RNA, 1313 nt
Organism: Sapajus apella (tufted capuchin)
Lineage: Eukaryota; Metazoa; Chordata; Mammalia; Primates; Cebidae
Gene: SMIM18
Product: small integral membrane protein 18
Exons: 5
Coding region: 575-862 (95 amino acids)
Source: RefSeq, a predicted model, not a curated record
UGUUUGUUUCCUAGGUUACUACCUCUCCCGACAUUAUCUUCCAGCCCUAGCACUGAAGACUUUACUGAAGGAUCUGAAAUUUUAUAAUGAAACACUAAGGAAUCAUCAAUUUGUUAGUAACUCACAAAUUCCUAUACAGGAAUUUAGCUUAAGAACAAAAAAUAAAGGAGAAAGGGCGACAGUUGAUACCCCAGACAGCUCUAUUCAAGUUUAUGAAUGAUCUACUCUUAAGGGUGGCAAGACUUAAUGCAAAUGAACACAGAGGAAACUGUCAGCUCCAUUGUGGUUCGACCAAUAGAAGCACAGCUCCAUCUUGGCUGUGCACUAGACUGCAUUACAAACAGACGAUACCAUCGCUUCAACAGCAUCCUCUCAGACAAGAGAUGUUAGAACUCCAGGAUACAUACUAUAUACACUGACCUAAAGAGCCAACUUCUGCCCUUUUACCUUGCUGGUCACUAUUUCCUGAUUGAGAUCACCUGCCAUCAAAGAUUAACGGAGGGGAAACAGAAGACAGAAAUACACUGAACCAAAAAGAUUCGAAAGAGCAAUAUAAGAAGUGGGAUCUCUAAGAAUGGCUUCCAGCCACUGGAAUGAAACCACUGCCUCUGUUUAUCAGUACCUUGGUUUUCAAGUUCAAAAAAUUUACCCUUUCCAUGACAACUGGAACACUGCCUGCUUUGUCAUCCUGCUUUUAUUUAUAUUUACAGUGGUAGCUUUAGUGGUGCUGGCUUUCCUUUAUGAAGUGCUUGACUGCUGCUGCUGUGUAAAAAACAAAACCGUGAAAGACUUGAAAAGUGAACCCAACCCUCUUAGAAGUAUGAUGGACAACAUCAGAAAACGUGAAACGGAAGUGGUCUAACAUGACAGAAGAUGAACAAAAUCUCUGAAAGCAGUUCAAUCUCUUCUGAGAAAAAAAAAACCUUCUGAAACCAACUGUUACUGCAAAACAAAUUCUGACUGAAUGGUUAAAAGAUUUCUAGUAGAAGGGGAAAAACAAAUUAAAUAUGCACUGCUUGUGUGUGUAGCCCUUUCAUUAAAUAUACAGUAAAACUUCACAAAUGUGAAUUUACCUAUUUAUCGCUGACGCUUCAAAAAAAUGGAUAAAAGAUUCCUAGAGUUCAAUAUUGAGCAGCAAAAGGUAAGCUGGAAAACACAGGCAAGGCUAAUGAUGCUAAAAUAAUUUUAUGCCUGACCACUUCAUGUAGCUCAAAAAAUUGUGUGUGGCAAGAAGAAUGCUAUUUAAAAUGUGUUUCUAAGUCUAAAGUAAAAUACUUCCACUUACAUAUAAAGUACCUGUUUAUUAAAAAGUA